AUGGCCUCCCGGGACAGGGUACGGACCACAUCAAACAGCAUCGAUCCGAACGAGGAUCCCGUGAGCGCACUGGAGAGAGUGAUGUCGAAUCCGGAUCUGGAACAGACGGCCAGGCGGAGGAGGAGACAGGUAGGAGGGAUCAGAGAAACGGAUGGGAACGGAAAGGGUUCAGGAGGACGAGCUGCUGUUCUCGCGCCAGUUCGAUGAGUCCGCGAGAACCGACAGCCACGAGGCCCUGUCCGCGAGAUACGAGAGUCUGAACUACGAAGUGUCGGAGAACAGACUGUACAGAGACGCAGAGUACAAAGAUACGCACCAGGUGAGAACGGUCGGGAGGGACCGGAAACUGACGGAAGAGCUCAGGUGACACUGUGGAGAAUAUCGCGGAAUCGGUGGCUCGUCUGCUUUCUCAUCGGCGUCUUCACGGCUCUCGUCGCCGCGUUCAUCGAUAUCAUGGUGCAUUACAGCAAGGAUAUCAAGUUCAACUGGAUACUCAAAGAUUGUGAGAUUAAAACAUAGAAUAGGAUUGAACUGACUGAAAAUGGUUUAAGUGAUCUCAAAAUGUGGAGAGGAGCAGAGAGGGACCACUGCCGGAUGCAUGUGGACCGUCAUGAUCGCCUGGAUCGCCUACAACUGCUUCCUCGUCACCAUCGCCGCCGUUCUCGUCAUCUACGUGGCGCCGAUUGCCGGCGGAUCCGGAAUUCCGCAGAUCAAGUGCUAUCUCAACGGAAUCGCCAUUCCGGAGGUUCUAAGGUUCUCUUUUUCACAAUUCCAUCUUCUUUUUCAGGUUGUUCGUCUCAAAACGCUCGUUUCGAAAGCGAUCGGGGUGGCGUGCUCGGUGGGCGGAGGACUGUCUGCGGGCAAAGAGGGACCGAUGAUCCACUCGGGGGCAGCUGUCGGAGCAGGAAUCUCACAGGGCAAAAGUAACUCGCUCGGCAUCGACUUCGGGGUGUUCCGAGAGUUCCGGAAUGAUCGGGAACGACGAGACUUUGUAUCAGCGGGCGCUGCCGCCGGAGUGGCCGCCGCCUUCGGAGCGCCCAUCGGAGGAGUGUUGUUCUCUUUGGAGGAGGGCGCCAGUUUCUGGAACCAAAACCUCACAUGGCGGAUGUUCUUCUCGGCAAUGAUCUCCUCGUUCACAGUCAACUGGAUUCUCAGCUGGUUCAACGGACGCAGCGGAUGGCUUUCUUGGACGGGGCUCGCCAACUUUGGCAUAUUCGAGAACAAGGACUAUAACAUAUGGGAGAUUCCGCUCUUUCUGCUCAUCGGAAUCAUCGGCGGUUGCCUCGGCGCCCUCUUCAACUACAUGAACACGCGGUUGACGGAGUUUCGCAAAAAGUACGUGAGCAGCAAUUUCGGCCGUCUUUUCGAAUGUCUGCUCGUCGCCGCCGUCUCCGGUUUCCUCGCUUUCCUCACAAUAUUCGCCAUCGAUGAUUGCCAGCCGAUCGGAGCGAAUCCCACUGCCACGUCGACGCAGAUCAAUCAAAUGUGGUGCAAAAAGGGAGAAUACUCGGCCGUCGCCAGUCUGUUUUUCCAGAAUCCCGAGGAAAGUGUGAAAAGCCUGUUUCAUAGCCCUAUCAGUAAGGUUGAGUUGGGAAUAUAGGAACAAUCUCGUUAACGUUCAGACUCAUUCGGCGUGACGACUCUCAUAAUCUUCGGAAUCGAGUACUUCCUGCUCACUCUCUGGACGUUCGGAAUCUCCGUUCCCUCGGGAGUCUUCAUUCCGGCUAUCCUGACGGGCGCCGCCUGGGGCCGGCUUUUCGGCAUCUUCGUCGAGAGAUUGUUCCCUUCGGUGACUGGAAUCGACCCCGGAAAGUACGCGUUGGCGGGGGCGGCCGCCCAAUUGGGAGGCGUCGUCCGGAUGACUAUCUCCCUGACGGCGAUCAUCAUGGAGGCCACGAAAGACAUCACGUUCGGACUGCCCAUCAUGCUGGUGCUGAUGGUCACCAAAUGGGUCGGCGACAUGUUUAACGAAGGGCUCUACGACUCGCACAUCGACUUGGCCGAAGUGCCGAUUCUCGGAUGGAAUCCUCCUAAAAUGAGCAGAAAUAUUCUAGCUGAGUAGGUUUUUUAAACGUUUUCUCGCCUCCAAUUCGUUCGUUUCAGUCGUGUAAUGCGAAAAGACGUGGUGGCUCUCGAGAGAAGAGAACGUCUCUCCCGCAUCGUCGAAAUCCUCCGUUCCACCCUGCAUCAUGGCUUCCCGGUCGUCGAUCGGAUAGAAGAAUCGCCAAUUCAGACGCUUCCCGAUUACGGAAGACUCAAAGGGUACAUCCUCCGAUCGCAGCUGUUUAAACUUCUCGAAAACCGAAUAUUCGCGGAGGAAGGAUCGUCUUCGAGUCGUCUUCCGAAUGACUUUUACGAGUGUCAGGACGAUGACGAGUAGGCGGACUCUUUUCAUUCGAGAACUUCAUCAUUUCUCAUUUUCAGUCAGAUGAAAUCGCUAGAAGACCUCGGCUUGACUGCCUACGACGAAACCUGCUGGCUGGACAUUGAACCCUACAUGCACCCGCAUCCCCACAGGUACAUUCCCUUUCUCUCUUGCUUUCCCUUCUUACGUCAUUCUCAGAGUGCCCCUCAACACCUCUCUUCCCUUCAUAUUCCGUCUGUUCCGCGGUCUCGGACUCCGUUAUCUUUUCGUCGUGAACGAUGACAAUCACGUGAGCUGUCUCUUUUGUCAUUCUCCUAUCAUCUUUUUUUCAGCUCCGAGGGGUUAUCACCAGGAAAGAUGUGGCAAGAUUCCGUGAGCGACGACGCAACCAUGAGUACCAUGUUGAUGAGCUCUACAUUUCGGUCUCCUAA
Molecule: messenger RNA, 2796 nt
Organism: Caenorhabditis sp. 36 PRJEB53466
Lineage: Eukaryota; Metazoa; Nematoda; Chromadorea; Rhabditida; Rhabditidae
Source: the annotation of a GenBank genome assembly